AUGCGCUCAUACUUUGUAGUAAUUCUCGCUGUUGCUGUCCUGAUCAGCAGAGGCACUGCUGUCACAGUCGAUCCGCAGAAAUCUCAAAACCUCGUUCAAUCGAUCGAUGCUGCCGGCAUGGAGACGAGAAGCAGAAAGCUGCUGAGAGCACAAACAACGAACAAUCACGCCAGUGGCCCCGUUGACGAAGAGAGAGCCGUGGUCCCUGACGUGUUAAAAAAACUUGGUUCAGGCGUGUCAAAGUGGGCUGGCAACAAGACACUAUCGGCAAAGCUGAUGUGGUACGCAGCACAGGUGGACUUGGACAGGAGAGUGCAGAAACUCUUGAAACAAGGUUACGAUCCUAAUUCAGUAUACAAACGUCUCCAUCUCGACAGCCGGAGUGUCGGUGCGGACCCCCCCCCCCCCGAGUUCAAUCUGUGGUUUAAGUUUGCCGCAGCCUACAAGGAUAAAAACCCCAAUUGGGUGAGCAAGUUUGAUGGUGUUGUGUGA
This is a messenger RNA of Phytophthora infestans T30-4, 492 nucleotides long. RefSeq names its product secreted RxLR effector peptide protein, putative. Lineage: Eukaryota; Oomycota; Peronosporomycetes; Peronosporales; Peronosporaceae. The record is from RefSeq and is a predicted model, not a curated record. The transcript has a single exon. The coding region runs from base 1 to 492 and encodes 163 amino acids.